GAGAGAGAGAGAGAGAGAGAGAGAGAGAGAGAGAGAGAGAGAGAGAGAGAGAGAGAGAAGAGGGGAAGCUGUUGAUCCAUCCGGACUCUUUUUGAGACCACCUGAGUCAUUAACCGGAACAAGAAGGACUAUACUUUGGAGAAGAGGACUUGAAAGAAUAAUAACAAAAAACAAACAAAAAGAGCUUUUAUUUUUAUUUUUCCUAACCUCUUAUUUACCCCCUCUUCCUCCUCCAUCAGUUUUUUCUCUCCUGUUUUCAGUCUUUUCUGAUGCUUUUGAAUCAUCCCCUCGCAGCUCAGAGAGCCUUCUGUCUUCCGUGUGUCCGCGAGCGCAGAAAGCACGAGGCACCCUCCCCCCUCCCCUCCCCCCUCCUCCACCUCAGCGGUGGGAGCUGUCCGGUGCUGAAGUUGCAUUUUCUCCCUUUUUUUUCUCCCCCUCUGACAAGAACUGGACCGGGUCAGGCCGGCGCGGGGAGACUUUCUAAAGCCGGAUCAGUUCUAGAGAGACCUCCUGAAGACAAUCUUCUUCCGGUUGUGGUUCUGUGGACCCAUCGGCACGCUGGACAAGCCUCCGCCUGUGUGUCGCGUUUGUGUGCCGUUGUGUGUGUGUGAGUGUGUGUGAGUGUGUCACCACCAUGCCAAGGUCUUUCCUGGUGAAAAAGGUGAAACUGGAUGAUUUCUCCACCGGGGCGGAUUUGGAGCACGCCUACCGGCACCGGACGGACCUCAGCCUGCGGUUGCAUGACAAAGCUGCGUACAUCAGCGACUACAUCAGCCCUGUUGUGUACGAUGGCGAGARCGACGGCGGCAUCAAGGUGCCCUCGCCCGACCCCCUCUACGACGGCAUCCACAGCGACUACGGGGCUCCCGACUCCGAGUCUCCCGACAGCCCCGGCUCUGAAAUCACCGACGGCUACAUAAACGGCGACGCGGCGGUGAGCGAGGGGUACACGGUGGACGCCUUCUUCAUCACCGACGGCCGCUCGAGGCGGAAAGCCCUCGGCAGCCCCCGGAGUGUCCAGAGGCACACCUGCAACGAGUGCGGCAAGACCUACGCCACGUCUUCCAACCUGAGCCGGCACAAACAGACGCACCGCUCGCUGGACAGCAAGCUGGCCAAGAAGUGCCCCACCUGCGGGAAGGUGUACGUGUCCAUGCCCGCCAUGGCCAUGCACCUGCUCACGCACGACCUCAAGCACAAGUGCGACGUCUGCGGGAAGGCGUUCAGCCGGCCGUGGCUGCUGCAGGGACACAUGCGCUCCCACACGGGCGAGAAGCCGUUCGGCUGCGCCCACUGCGGCAAGGCCUUCGCCGACCGCUCGAACCUGCGCGCCCACAUGCAGACCCACUCGGCCUUCAAGCACUUCAAAUGCAAACGCUGCAACAAGACCUUCGCGCUCAAGAGCUACCUGAACAAGCACUACGAGUCCGCCUGCUUCAAAGGCCCCUUCUCUCCCCUCGGCCCGCUAGAUGCAUGACGAGCUCCCGAAAAGAUCAAACUGCAGACGUAAACAACCGUUCUCCUUAAAGACUGAACUGCAGACAGGAUAGUUUUGCUUUUCCCUCCUCGCCCUCUCCCACCUCUCCCCCACCUCGCCUUCCUUGGGAGCCUUUUCACAACGAUGAAGAUAGCACAAUUUUUCUUCUUGAGAUUUUCCCACUUAAGGAUUUAACUGAUCGACGCAUGCACUUCCUUAAAAAAAAAGACAAACAAAACAAAACAAACAAAAAAAAAAACCCUAAUCUCUUCUUCCUCUGCCUGCUCAGGACAGGGAUGUUAUAUUACCACAGCUUCCUCCUGGCACCUAUAGCUAUAGUACGACGGCGUAUAUUUUGGGACAUUGAUGACGAGAAUGAUUAUUACAAAGACAAUGGCAAACAUAUAGCUACUAGUUUUCUCCAUGCACUGAAAUGCAGUGAAAGAGUUUUUCAUUCUGAUUUUUGCUUUUAAUGGGCGGGGAAAUAAUAGUAAUAAUGAUGAUAAUAAUAAUAAUAGUAAUAACGCUCUGCUGCACAAAGUGACCAUAAUCUCUCCAAUACUGAGGUAAAAAAUACUAUUUAUUUAUUUAUUUAUUUGAGGGUAUUUUGGUUUUUUAAUUUGUUAYGUAUUUCUACCUGGUUUUAUAGCGUGAUGCUGUUUUUUUUGCACUUUAAGUUCUUCGUAAGUUUGUAGGAUUUUUUGCCAAUCUCUUUUUACCACUACAGGCCAAAGCAUAUGUCACUUUUUUGAGUAUUAGUUUCUUAUGUUUGUUUAUCUUCUUUUCCUAUUAACGUUAUUGCAUGCAAAAAUAAUAAUGAAACCUAUGCCAACAUCAUAAAAAGCUUAUGAUUUUUUUGCCAAAUUCCUAUAGAUAGAAUCUGAGGGCAAUAUUGUGUUUUUUUUUUUUUUUUUGUUGGAGCCUCCAUGGGACUCUUUUAAAGCAAUAAUCACCUAAUGCAUGGUAUUUUAUGAUGAAGUUAUGAAGUAUUACCUACUGUAUAGCAGUUUAAAAAUCAGGUAUGUUUUACUUCACCUAUAGUCAUAAACAGAAAAAUACUAAUGUUGAAGACAUCAGGGAACAUGCCAAUGUAGUGUUAGAAUAACAAAAAGAAAAGCCCUGUCUUUUCCUUUGUUAUGCACUGCCUGCCUCUUAGUGAGUAGAACUAAUAUAGGAUGUAGAGGCUGGGAUCAGCUGCCCACUGGGUGCGAGGCCUAUUGUAGGAGAAUACUCACAGCACACCGAUGCUAAUCAAACUCUGGCAUUAAACGAACCAGAGGCCUUUUUUUGGCAUUUCAAUGUUUCACUUUGGUUCGUACUUUUGUAAAAGUUUUCCAAAAUAACGAUUCGGCACUAAACUGCUGCCAACUUACUCCCCGUCUCAUGCAGUCAAAUACUGUCCCAUUUUAUUGUCCCUGAAAGUUUGCACAAACUAAAAAUGACAGGUAACAUCAAACCGUCAAUAGRCUCUCCCUGCAUAAAGUUUGGUGCAUUGCUCUAGUUGGACUGAGGUCAACUGCAACACCAUGCAUUAUUCAGCGAUCCCCUCCAGAGCACUUCCACACUGCAAAAAAUGCCCACCAACUUUUAAAAUCUUAUACCAGUCAAAGUCUUUUUGAUCUUG
Molecule: messenger RNA, 3101 nt
Organism: Austrofundulus limnaeus
Lineage: Eukaryota; Metazoa; Chordata; Actinopteri; Cyprinodontiformes; Rivulidae
Product: transcriptional repressor scratch 1
Exons: 2
Coding region: 635-1477 (280 amino acids)
Biological process (GO): regulation of DNA-templated transcription
Molecular function (GO): RNA polymerase II cis-regulatory region sequence-specific DNA binding; DNA-binding transcription factor activity, RNA polymerase II-specific
Source: RefSeq, a predicted model, not a curated record